Solanum verrucosum is the source of this 1083-nucleotide messenger RNA. RefSeq names its product protein phosphatase 1 regulatory inhibitor subunit PPP1R7 homolog. The transcript has 6 exons. The coding region runs from base 72 to 1070 and encodes 332 amino acids. The record is from RefSeq and is a predicted model, not a curated record. Gene Ontology annotation, molecular function: protein binding. Gene Ontology annotation, cellular component: cytoplasm. NCBI's taxonomy places the organism in Eukaryota, Viridiplantae, Streptophyta, Magnoliopsida, Solanales, Solanaceae.
GGAAGAGGAAAGGCAUAAGGAAGAGGUGGAGGUGCGGCAGCCGUUUACGGAGAAAAUAACAAACCCCGUUAAUGGAAAAUCAAAGUGACAACUCCGAUGAAAAACCUAGUAGCGAUCCAAUGUCGGAAUCAGCAACGGUCCUUGAUCUUACGAGUUUCCAGCUUCACGAUCUGGACUCAGUGGAGCUUCCUCCAAGUCUCACCGAGUUAGACUUGACAACGAAUCGUUUGUCUGCUUUAGACCCCCGUAUUGGCCAACUCCCUAACCUCAAGAAACUCUCUCUUCGUCAGAACCUCAUAACCGAUGCCGCCGUUGAGCCUCUUUCCUCUUGGCAACUCAUUUCUCACCUCGAGGAGCUAGUGCUUAGGGACAAUCAGCUGAAGAAAGUUCCCGAUGUUGUGAUAUUCAAGAAGCUUCUGGUAUUUGAUGUUUCUUUCAAUGAGAUAUCAUCACUUAGUGGAUUGUCCAAGGUCUCCAGUACACUCAGAGAACUAUAUGUGUCUAAAAAUGAAGUCACCAAGAUGGAGGAGAUUGAGCACUUCUACGAGCUGCAAAUACUUGAACUUGGGUCCAAUAGAUUACGGAUUAUGGAGCUUCUGGAAAAUUUGAAAAAUCUACAAGAGCUUUGGCUUGGACGCAAUCGUAUUCGAACAGUUAAUUUGUGCGGUUUGAAAUGUAUUAAAAAGAUUAGCCUGCAGAGCAACCGUUUAACUUCCAUGAUUGGGUUUCAGGAAUGUGUAGCCCUUGAAGAAUUAUACUUGAGCCACAAUGGUAUUGUGAAAAUGGAAGGUUUGUCUACCUUGGUAAACCUGCGGGUCUUGGAUGUAUCAGCAAAUAAGCUUACAGAAAUUAAUGACAUCGAGAACUUGACCAAACUAGAAGAUUUGUGGCUUAAUGACAACAAUAUAGCAUCAUUAGAAGGACUGGAAGAAGCUGUUACCGGUACUAGAGAGAAGCUAACAACCAUUUACCUUGAGCGCAAUCCCUGUGCACAAUCUCCAAACUAUGUAAGUACUUUGAGACAAAUAUUCCCAAAUAUUGAGCAGAUUGAUUCUGAAGUGUACGCGUAGGUGCUUGGAUGUG